CUAACACAUUACACCUACAGCUAUGCACGCUCUCGGACCAUACCAUUGACGUAGGUGUGCUCCCAUAGCGACCAGUCCGCUGAAACCUCCGGACGUGUGUUGAACAUUGCCGUCAGAGGAUUCGCUACUUCACUCUGUGUGUUGAAUAUAACCCACGAUCGCAGCCUCAACGGGAUGGGACACGAGACAUGGGGCUCUCACGUGGAUUACAUCGUCACAAUUCUCGGGUACUCUGUGGGAGUUGGAGGCAUGUGGAAGUUCCCCUACCUGUGUAUGAGAAAUGGCGGAGGUGCAUUCCUGCUACUGUUCCUGGUGUUCUCUGUUAUCGGCGCUAUCCCCUGUGUGUUUCUGGAGAUGGUGAUUGGUCAGUUUUCUCAGAGUGGACCUGUCAAAGUGUGGAACCUAUGUCCGCCAUUUAGAGGUAUCGGCCUUGGGUACGUCUUGAUCACCAUGUACUUCUCAACCUAUUAUCCUGCUCUGUUUGCCUGGUUCUUCUACUACCUCUACUACUCGUUCAGCGCCAAGAUACCCUGGGCGCACUGUGACAACUUCUGGAACACGCCAUCAUGCAUAUCGCACUUCGACGUCGACGAUGUGGCGGAUGCUAACGUAACUAACGCCUCGCUGACUGAUUCCAAUGCUGCAACGGCUAUGUAUAACAACACUGUUUUGGCUAAUGGGACAGGUAACUGGUCUGGUGCUGUAUCCGGGAUGACAGCUGCAGAGGAGUUCUGGAGAUUCCGGGUUUUAGAGAUAUCAGACGGCUUGGAACAUCUGGGGGAAGUUAGAUGGCCUCUAUUUGGCUGCCUGGUCAUCGCAUAUGUGAUGGCGUUCUUGUUCAUCUUUCAAGGCAUCAAAGUUUCAGGAAAGGUGGUGUACCUCACCGUGGGCAUCCCCUACAUACUCCUCACAGUGUUCCUCAUCCAAGGAUGUCUACUUCCGGGAUCGGCUGACGGGAUUUACUACUUCGUGUAUCCAAAGUUCGAAAAGUUGUUGGAUCCAAAGAUCUGGAUCGAGGCAUGCAACUAUGCCCUCUACUCGCUGGGUAUCGCCUGGGGUUGUCUCAUCACAAUGGCCUCGCACAACAAAUUCAACAACAAUUGCUUCAGGGAUGUUUUAAUUAUUGUGGCUGCCGACGUCGCUACCGCUGUCUUUGUCGGGUUUGCAUUUUUCGCCAUCAUGGGCCAUGUCGCCUACUUGCGUGGAGUGACCGUGGAAGCGUUCCAGUCAUCGGGAUUCAAUCUUGGAUUUAUUGUGUAUCCUGAAGCUGUGGCUUCACUUCCGGUGCCUCAAUUGUGGUCGGCCUUGACCUUCAUCACGCUGCUCCUCCUCGGAAUAGACUCGCUGAUACCAUGCUUUGAGAUCUCAAUAACAGCAUUAACAGAUCAGUUCCCGAGACUAGCCCGGCAACGCUGGUUGCCGUACAUCAUGGUGCUGCUCCCGUCCUUGUUCAUGGGUCUACUAUACAUGUCUCGGGGUGGUAUAUACAUGCUUACCCUCGUCGACUGGUAUGCCUUCUUCCCUUCCAUGGCGGUCUUCGCUAUGCUGGAAUGCUUCGUGGUCACCUGGUGCUAUGGCACAAACAGACUGGAGAAGGACAUCAAGAUGAUGUGGGGGAAGACAGUUCCCAAGGCGAUGAUCAUCAGUCUCAAGUACAUCUGCCCAAUCCUUUUUCUGGUGAUCUUCAGCUACUCCCUCUACUCCUACCGACCACCUAAGUACGGGGACUACGUCUUCCCUGCCUGGGCCACGGGACUCGGGUGGACGAUAUCCUUUUCUUCACUUGUACCCCUGCCGGUCAUCUUCUUCUGGACAGUGUACAGAACAGAGGGGAAGACACUCAAAGAGAAAGUCAUGAAGGCCCUGGAACCAAACAAGCAUUGGGGCCCAUCAACGUUCGAGAAGGAAAAUUGCAAUGGCGAGGCUACAGAAACAAUGAUGUAAUUUGCGUCAACUAAUUUUAGACAUUCUAUAUUGGUAUCUGUAAUAAAUUUAAUGCUACCAAGGAUAAACACGUUUGCAGUUACUUUUGGAAUAUUAUUGGUGUUUCUUAUAUAUUCACUCAUAUAAUACAUAGAGCAAGUUUUACAUCGCUUUAAGCAUCAUUCAAGGGCUGUCGUAAGUCUAUGUACAAGGACAUGUAUGGAACAUCAGAAAUUGGCAGUGUACCUAAGUGAACUACACAACAGUGUGAAUGUGCUGAUUGAUUAUUGUAUAUGAAAAUGUGUAUAUAGUUUGAUUUAAACAAAACUUAUGGUCAAAUUAUUUUCAUACAAGAGACAUGUUAUAUGCUUGUGGAAAUAAAGGAUUUAUAUUGAUAAAUUUGAC
This is a messenger RNA of Haliotis rufescens (red abalone), 2328 nucleotides long. RefSeq names its product sodium- and chloride-dependent glycine transporter 1-like. The transcript has 14 exons. The record is from RefSeq and is a predicted model, not a curated record. Gene Ontology annotation, biological process: sodium ion transmembrane transport. Gene Ontology annotation, cellular component: membrane. Bases 175 to 1944 code for a protein of 589 amino acids. Lineage: Eukaryota; Metazoa; Mollusca; Gastropoda; Lepetellida; Haliotidae.